Spea bombifrons (plains spadefoot toad) is the source of this 798-nucleotide messenger RNA. It is a transcript of the gene IFTAP, whose product is annotated as intraflagellar transport associated protein. The record is from RefSeq and is a predicted model, not a curated record. The transcript has 7 exons. Gene Ontology annotation, biological process: acrosome reaction; spermatogenesis. NCBI's taxonomy places the organism in Eukaryota, Metazoa, Chordata, Amphibia, Anura, Pelobatidae. Gene Ontology annotation, cellular component: 9+0 non-motile cilium; cytosol. Bases 25 to 702 code for a protein of 225 amino acids. Gene Ontology annotation, molecular function: intraciliary transport particle A binding.
UGCAUCCAGGACAGUGAGAUUUGGAUGAAGCAGGGGGUCAUGCCGAGUCCUCAGGCAGAACGUCCUUUGAGAUCAGAAGAAAAGUCUGCUUGUGACAUCUUGAAUCGCUUCCUCGGUAUUCCGGAUCAGACUUACGAACAGUUCCUUGGGUCUUUCAGCCGUAUUCCUACAGAAAGGCGAGAGCCGUCUUCCCGUUCGGACCGCCUGCAAGGACAAUUCUUUGGCCCUCGGGGGACGGAUUUCAGGAAAAUGGUAGAAAAUGAGAAAAUCCCUGAGGAAGACGGCACCGAUACAAAUCACGCCCAACCGGAGAAAUCCGAGGAGCAGAUUUUCAUUGACGAUGGACUGAAAGUUGGUGGCUGUCACAACAUUGAACGUACACAUCCAUGCAGAGUUCAGGUUGAUAAUUACAUGGAGCCGCCCGACUUUGAUCCAGAUGAAGACAGCAGUGGAGAAAUAUUUAGAAACCUCGAACUGCUCCCGGGAGAGGCAGAGGUGGCAUUUUACCAUCCAUCAUUCUCGAGGAGCACGUGCUUGGACUUCCAGAGCGCUUCGGUGAACCGGCGGAGUCCUCCGGCACAUCAGACUGACGAAGUUCAAUCGUUCUCCUUGGACGAAGGAUUCGAUUACGAUCGCGUGGUUCUGAGCCCUAAGUUUUCUCAGGCUGAGCUAGACCUCCUGAAAACGAGGAGAAAAAGCUGAAAACCAUCGAACCCACCGAAAACUGGAUUUCUUCUUCCCGACCAAAUGUAUUUUUCUUUGUUUACCGAUCUUCAAAAUUAAAGCCCAAAAUUCACA